AUGUCGAACUGUGAUCUCUGCCGCUUGGUCCUCAAGCAAGUAGAACGAUGCCAAGAACCCUCACCUGUGAAUGUUCACGGUGUGCCAUUGUGUGAGUUUUGGAUUAUGAAGCGAGAGAAGGGAGGAGAUGGAUUUUGGGUUAUGAGUUUGACGGAUGAGAUGAACGAAGUAGCGGUGGUGGCGGCAAUUGGAUUUUGUGUGAGAGACGGUGACCCGCUAGAGUCGACCAUCCGCGGCCGACCAGUCGAGCAACACGGAGGGACUUUGACCGCAAUGUCAAGAGUCCAGCAGUGGGUAAUCGAGUGCGACGAGCACCCUAGUUGCAGUCCUGGCGAGACACAGUUGCCAUCUCGCGUAAUCGACGUGGGUGUCAGCAACAACAGUCCUCAUGGUCUUUUUGGCGAGAGACCGGCCAGGGAAUAUGUCGAGCUUGAGCAUACAUCCGAUAACCUACGAGGGCAAGCUUUGGCAUUUGCGCUCCCCCUUGAUGAAGAAGUUAACUGUCCCGACUAUAUAUUCAUGCGGAAAGAGCCACUCUCGGAUCGUGCCUGGUGUUUACAGGAACGUGUGGGCUCCAGCCGGACAGUGUUGUAUGGCUCCACACAAUUGUUUUUCGAGUGUAACGAAGGGUUCCAAGGGGAAGAUGGUCUGUUCCUUAAAGAUCGGUUCGAAAGUGUCAAGAUCUUAGAACAAAGGUCCGAAGAAACGGAACAAUACAGACUUGAAGAUGGGGUUAAUAGCGGAAGAGUUUCAAGCAAAAAGUUAGACAUCCUCCGAUCAUGGCAAAAGCUUGUCGCAUUAUAUGGGGAGCGAAAGCUCACAUAUGCCUCGGAUAAGCUCCCAGCUAUCUCUGGCCUUGCCACCGUUUUUGCAAGAUUGCUUGAUGAUGAGUAUGUGGCUGGUCUUUGGCGUUCACACCUUAUCGAAGGACUUCUAUGGGAAGGCUUUCCACGCAGAGUUCAAGAGUACAGGUCGCCUUCCUGGUCGUGGGCAUCGACGGAUGGAAGAACUGGUCUCUUCCUCACCCAAGACCACUAUACGGAUCACAGGAUCUUAGCCAAGGUGCUCAAUAUCAGCGUGGACCUGAAGGGUGCAAAUCCUUACGGCGAGGUUACCAACGCAAGCAUCGAAAUGCGAGCGCCCAUGGAACGCCUCUAUAUUGAAACUGAAGGCUGGGAUCCUCAUAUGGAGUACCUCUUUCGUAUGGAGCCAAAAGUCAAGACAGCAAACGGGACAUUUAAGGGUACCCGCGCCACGUUUGAUUUUGAUUGGAGUGCAGAAGAUGGUCCACAGGAAGUGCUAAGGAUUGUGAAGAGUUUAGAGGGAGUGGAUACUUUUGCCUUGAUUCUUGCAAAAGCUACAAUGAAAGACGGUGGUAAGGAUUAUUAUGGGGGUUUAAUUGUUGCAAAAGUAAACAGUGGAGAGAACUAUCAAAGGCUAGGAACUAUUUCCUUCAAGAAUGAGGCACUCGGAAAAAAGCCUGAGGAAAGGCCAGAAGGGGAGUUUCGUACAAUUGUACUUAUCUAA
Messenger RNA from Fusarium sp. VM40, 1527 nucleotides. NCBI's taxonomy places the organism in Eukaryota, Fungi, Ascomycota, Sordariomycetes, Hypocreales, Nectriaceae. The record is from the annotation of a GenBank genome assembly.